AUGAGAAGAUGUUUAGAUAUUGGCAUGCUUCCAGAGAAUGUGCAAAAUAAAAGAAAUAAACGUGACUAUUUCUUCGCAGAUACAUUAAACAAUGCAAUUCAAAAUAAAGAUAUUCAACAAUCACCUACCACAAUGGAACAUCAAAAUAAACUCCAAUCCUUGUCUAGAACAGAAAUCGACAAACUUUUGGGACCCCAUUUUAAUAAAUUGACUGAACUUAAUGAAUCACAAUCAUUUACAGGUGAGGCAAAAAGGAGUGGCAUUGCUCUCAUCUUUUCAACUCUUUGCCUCUCUUCUCCUAAUUGUUCGCGAUUAUGGAUAUCCAGAACGGAAAAAAAUCCAGGCAAUCCUUCGGUUUUGUGGUCCCAACAAAAAAUAUGUUUAGUAUAUAUUUUUAGUCGCCAAGGGUUUAGUUAUGUCAAAAUAAACGGUCGACGUCGAGUCCCAUAG
This is a messenger RNA of Meloidogyne enterolobii, 450 nucleotides long. The record is from the annotation of a GenBank genome assembly. Lineage: Eukaryota; Metazoa; Nematoda; Chromadorea; Rhabditida; Meloidogynidae.